AUGUCGAGCAGGCUUUAUACUUACUUCUCCAAACGCACACCUGCGGCUGCCAAUUCUCCAAGGACCAAAAAAGAGACCUCGAUAGAUGUCGAAUCAGACGCAAGAGAUGGUACCGAGAAACGCCUAAAUGCUCUGAAUGCACCACCUUAUUCUGACAGACCUCCAGCUUCCUCGGCCCUUGUACAUACGCUCACCGAGACGAAACGCCAGAUUGGUGUUAUCAGUGCUUUUUUCCUCAUCUUUAACCGCAUGGUUGGAACUGGCAUUUUCGCAACCCCGAGUACGAUAUUCUCCCUUGCCGGCAGCGUCGGCCUUAGCCUAUUCAUCUGGGUCGCCGGCAUGAUAAUCGCCAUGUGUGGCAUGGCCGUAUAUCUGGAAUUUGGGACUGCAAUCCCAAAGAACGGAGGCGAGAAGAACUACUUGGAGUUUGUCUACCGACAUCCCAAAUACCUCGCAACUGGAUUUUACACGGGAUAUGUCGUCCUUCUUGGUGGGAAUCAGCGAGGAGUUGGGCUAGCCUGCAUCACUGCCGCAUUUCUCAUUCACGGAUGUGCUCUGAAAUGGGGAUUGAGGCUGCAAAAUCUCCUCGGCAUUAUCAAGCUGAUCAUUGUGCUACUCAUUGUCGUCUCCGGGUGGGUGCCGGAGCCCCAUAACUUUGAGAAUGCAUUUGAAGGAACGACUGGCAGCGCAUACGGCGUUGUCACAGCCUUGUACAGUGUGAUUUGGAGCUACAUCGGCUACAGCAAUGCAAACUACGCUCUGAGCGAAACGAAGAAUCCAGUCCGCACCCUCAAGGUCGCGGCACCAGCUGCAAUUAUAUUUGUGUCCAUCAUUUACAUGCUUGUCAACAUUGCUUAUUUUGCCGCCGUCCCUAAAGAAGAGAUCGUAUCUUCUGGCCUGGUCCAAGAACUCGGGCGAGAGGGAAUUCUUCCCUUUUCUCGUGUAUGGGCAAGCAACAACCCGUUUAAUGCGCCUCUCGCUGGUCUAUUCGAGCACUGGUGUGUUUCGGUGAUAAUCAUGCUUGCGCCGCCUCCAGGCGAUGCGUACAAUUUCAUCCUGAACGUCAUUUCCUAUCCCCUGUCCAUCAUCAAUGCUUUUGUGGCGGCUGGACUGUUAUAUCUCUAUGUCAACCCAUACCGUUGGGAAUGGUCGCCGCCCAUCCGUGCAACGUGGCCGGUGACUCUCCUUUUCCUCCUAAGCAACUUGUACCUCAUUGCCGCUCCGUUUGUGCCUCCCAGCAAUGGGCAAAACGUGUACAAGGAUCUCCCAUACUACCUGCACUGUGUGGUAGGCAUGGGGAUCAUUGCUGCUGGGGGGUUCUAUUGGCUUACCUGGGCUGUCCUGUUGCCGCGACUUGGGAACUAUGAGCUCGUGAGAGAAGUCGAGAUCAGUCCAUUGGACGGGUGGGAGAGGAGGGUGUUGUCAAGACGCAAGAUUACCCGCGAUGAAAAGUCAAGGCGCAGUACGAGCCCGGCCACAUCCUAA
Messenger RNA from Cladophialophora psammophila CBS 110553, 1485 nucleotides. RefSeq lists its product as uncharacterized. The record is from RefSeq and is a predicted model, not a curated record. Lineage: Eukaryota; Fungi; Ascomycota; Eurotiomycetes; Chaetothyriales; Herpotrichiellaceae. Gene Ontology annotation, biological process: amino acid transmembrane transport. Gene Ontology annotation, cellular component: membrane. The transcript is spliced from 7 exons. Gene Ontology annotation, molecular function: L-amino acid transmembrane transporter activity. Bases 1 to 1485 code for a protein of 494 amino acids.